AUGGAUGCCCCAAGAUGCGGCUGCUGCGCUCGGCGACGGCUCCUCACUAGCUUUAACACCAGGGCCGCAGCGGCCCGCACACCCGGCUCUGCCCACUCACCCGCUGGCCGCGUGAUCCGCACCACGAAAGCCCUCACUCGCGGCGGGCCACCAGCGCGCCGAAUCCGCACUGUGAUCAAAAACGCGCGCACCAUACUCUCGCUGCCGCCACCUCCGCUGUGCUCCGCGACCGCUGCGCCGCCUUUUGGCAUCAGAGGCGCGCCCCCGCGUUCCCUGCGCGCCCUCGCGCGCCCCCCCGACCUCCCCCGGGCUCAGAACCGUUCAGCGCCCGGCGCGCGCGGGAAAAGCCGGCGGUGGAGCCCGAGGGCUGCGCGCGCGCGGGCCGCAAGCACCCAAGGCUUGCCUCCGCUCCUCCUCCUCUUUCCCGCCCGAUCCGCGCUCUCCCCCACCUUCCCACCCUCCGCGCCGGCGCCCCACGAAGUGACAGCUCAAGGGCCUGUCGCCAGAACGCAUCUCCAGGCCCCCGCCCCCUCGCAACAUUUGUCACCUGACACGGUCGUAAGCAGGAACCACCGCCUUGCGGCGGCUCCCAGUCCUGCUCGCGCCCCGGUUCCCCUACCCGCCUUCUUUCAUCCCUCGCGCCACUGGCUAAGGCUCUUCCAUCUAUCCAAACCGGAUUAUUUAAAAGAGAAAAAGAAAGGAAAAGCAAGGUCAUCUCCGCGCCGCAUCAGCCAUUCAGGACGCUGGAUGUUGGUUUUGAAAGAAAUGGCGCUAAGCUCCACUUCUACAUUUGGGAAACGAGCGAAAUUAAAGGAAACCGCUGCCUGCAGCCGAAGCGACAUCUGGACACUGAGUGGCGCUGGCGCCGCGGGAGCAAGCGGGCCGGGCGCCCCACCAGCCACGGUUUCCCGGCCCGCGGCCCUCCUCCUCCUCCGCCAUCCUCCCUGCGCUCGGACUCCGUUCGCUCUCGCCGCCAGACUCCUCAGCGUGGUCGCUCCCCCGCUCCUCCCUUGCUCCGCCGCCGCCUCUCGUCUUCCACGCCACGGAUUAUUUACUGCCCGCCACCGUCCCUCCUCCCCCUUCCCCGCCGUGGUCCACUCGGCACAGGAAAAGCGGGGGAAGGAAAGGAAGCGGCAGCAUAAAGGAGGGGUGAGUCGAGGAGACAGAGGCGGCCUGAGGACGCGGAGCUCAGCUCCCGAGCGCAGUGCGGCAGGUCCCCGGCGGCCGGGCUGGAUGGAGCUCGGACGCGGGCUCGCUGGCUCCUCGAAGGCGGGAGGUCGAGCGCAGGACGCGGCUUUCAGGCGGGCGGCGCUGACCCGGUGCCCCAACCUCCCCGGCCUGCAGUCAGUCGCGAUCGAUCUAGAGCGUCGCUGGCUGCCGGCGCGGCCUGGCCGGCUGGGCGUGUGGCAGAGGAUGUGGGACUAGCUAGGCCCAGCCUUCGCGGAACCUUAACGGUGGCCUGCCGCGCUGCGGCUUCUACUUGUGCCCGGGCCUGGUGGCUGAGUUGCAGACGAGGACCCGCAGCACCAGAGCCGACAGGGCCUUAGGGAUCAGGUGCCAAGCCCCGCGGUACUUGAAGGAAGGGAGGUUUGCUUUGCCCGAGCCGCCGCACACUCCCGAGAGGCCGGGUCUGGCGACAGGCUUCUUCCCCUUCUCCAUCCCUCCCCACAUCGCAGGACUUAGCCGUGGAUCGGGCCGGCUGGUCGAAGUGAGACUUAGGUACAGUUUUAAAUAGCUGUUCCAAAUGUCUAGAUCUUCACAAACGCACCUCUCCGCUCUUCUGUAGGAUUCACUCGGGAUUUCCCGAACACCGUGCUCCUUGCUGGGGCUACUCGGCCCUCCUGGGUCCGGAGUGAAACCCCUCUCGCUCUUCAUAAGGCUAGCUCUUUCUCCUUCAGAUCUCUUCUCAAGUUUCCCUGCUCCGAGACUCUCCCUCUAUCGGGCCCCAUAUUAUCAUCAUGGGUUUUGUUUUUCCUGUAUUUAGCGGACAGAAAUUAUCCUAUGUAAUUGUUUGUUUGUGGUUUUGUCUCCUACAGUAGUCUGUAAACUCCAUGGGAAGCAAAUCCUGCGCUCUUGCGCUACACCGACGACCCUACCCCCCAAAAUACUCUGAAUACCCCCUAAAAUAUACCAAAAAAUAUGCCCCCCAAAAUACUUCAGAGGAGAGAUGAAUUAGUAAAAAUAUACAAUCAUAGUGAGGGGAUUUUAUUUUAUGGCCCAGAGAAGGGGCACUUUAGAGGGUGGGUAGUUCAGAGAAAGCAUCUCAGAGGAAAAAUGCUCCCCUGUUCCAGCCCAGCCCUGUUCCAGUUCCAGGUAGGGAUGGAACAGGGGAGCAUUGGGAAGGAACUCCCAAGGUUGAAGGAACCUUGGAGAAGUGAAAGAAUGAGGGUUUCCAGGCAGGGGAUUAGCUGUGGCAGUAAACCAUGUAAACCAUGGAAGAAGACAUGUGUUGCACAUCUCUUGAAACUAUUAGUGUUCUCCAGAGAAACAUAACCAACAGGAUGGGUGUGCAUGUGCCUGUGUGUAUUAUUUAUUCUAAGGAACUAGCGAACCUGAUUAUAGGGGCUGGCAAGUCUGAAAUCUGCAGGACAGGCUGGUGAGGCUGGAGACCCAGGGAGGAGCUGAGGCUACAGUUUUGAGUCAAGCCGCCUGGAGAAAGAAUUGUUUCUUCUUUGAAAAGCCUGUCUUUUCACUUAAGGCCUUGGUCAGUUCUGCACACAUUAAGGAGGGUAAUCUGCCUUCUUCAAAGUCUAUGUAUUUAAAUGUCAAUUGUACCUAAAAAGUACCUUCCCAGCAACAUCUUGACUGGUGUUUGACAAAACAGCUGGUACUGUAACCUAGCCCAGGUGACACCUGAAUAUUAAAUAUCAUAUAAUCCCAUUAUGUCUGUGGGGGCUGCUGACAAAUUUAAAUUCAGGAAUCUGUCUGUAUUGAUUGGGCCUGUAUAACUUUGAAAAGAAAUUAUGUUAUGUUAGUCCCCAUACAGUAGUACAUCGUUAGUUUUUGAUGUAGUGUUCCAUGAUUCAUUGUUUGCUAUAAGGCUCAGUGCUCCAUGCGAUCCGUGCCUUCCUUAAUACCCAUCAUCAGGCUCACUCACCCCCCCACCCCCUCCCUUCUAAAACCCUCAUUUUGUCUCCCAGAGACCAUAGUAUCUUAUGGUUCCUCUCCCACUCCGAUUUCUCCUCCUUCAUUUUCCCCUUCCUUCUAAUGUCCUCCGUGUUAUUCCUUAUGCUCCACAAAUAAGUGAAAUCAUAUAAUUGACUUUGUCUGUUUGACUUAUUUCUCUUAGCAUAAUCUCCUCCAGUCCCAUGUUGAUGCAAAACCUGUAGCCCUAUCAUCUCCACCCAGACUUGUUCUGGGCAUAGGGAAGUUGCCCACUUCAGAGAAAUGCCGUUUGAGUAAGAGCAUUAAGUAAGGUCAUUAUAAUAAGCUCCACGUUCAAUGAAUAUAAGUUUUAAAAUUUAAACUUACAUUCCAUCUUGAUUUUCCCCUGCUGCCCAACACCUGUGUUUUGUAAGUUGUGGCAUGCAGGGGCAAUUCUAUGCAGUUUUAAUAGUAGACUAAGGAGAAUACAAUUAUGAAGAUGAAUCUUUAGCAAAACAACCAAUUUGUGGCAUUACAAAGACUUUUGGAAUUCCAAAUGACUUUUGGCUGUGUGCUCUUCAAAAAAAUGUAUGUUCAAGGACCGAGCAUUAGUAUGUGCACACACUUUUACCUGUAUUACUUAUUGUAUCCUCACAGUGGCCCUUUGAAUUUGGGAUUACUACUUCCAUUUUACAGGUGAGAAAACUGAGGCCCAGAGGGGCUCAAAUCUUGGACAGUCUAUGGCCAGCAAAUGCUAGGGCUGGAAUCAUCAAGAAGGUUUUUGCCCUACAAGCCUUGUGUUCCUUCUGUUGUACUAAAGGCUGGAGUCAAUAGGGACUGAGUUAUCAGUGGGUCAUUUGUGCAAAUAGAGAAUCACCGAAUGUGAUUUAUUUUCUUUGCUCUUUUCCUUGGGCCUAAAAAAUGGAUCUCUCUCAGUGUUUUUCUUAUUCAUAAGUUUAGGGCAUAGAUCUUAGAUUUUUUUAAUGGAGGAAAAUUAUUUUCUAUUUUGGAUCAGCACAGGCAGAGAUAGAAGAGGAUAUUUUACUUAAUAUGACUUGUUUUGUACCACUUACCUCCCCUUCGCAUCGUGUACAGUAUAUUAAUUUCUUCUCUCAGGUAACUCCUGAUGAUCAGAUUCAUGAGAAACUUUCAUAAUAUUGCACAUGUUCAAACUGAACACCCCAAAGAUAAAAGACAAAAGUCACCAUAAGCAAGAUUUCAAAACUAUCAUUGAACGUAUGACAAAAGAUUAAGUUUUAGAAUAUAUAAAUAAAUACAUAUAGGAACAAAAAGGUAAACCAGUAGAAAAAUGAGCAAAGAAUACAAUGGGUAGCUUAUAGUGGAGCAUAUACGAAUGGUUAGAAAAAUAUAUGAAAAGAUACUCAGUUUUACUCAUUUGUAAAGAAAGGUAACAGAAACGGUGACUAUCUAUGGGUGUGGCAAAAAUUUACAAAGGAGUGUUAAUGUUGGUAAAGUCAUUAGGAAACAAUCACACACACUAUUGUAACUUGGUGUGAUUGUUUUGGAGGGCAACUUCAGAGUAUUUAUAAAAAUUGAACAUGCAUAUAUGUCCCUUUGACUUAGCAAUUCCUCUCCUAUAACUCAUGUAAGUAUGCAAAGAUACACAUACAUAAACAUGUUAGAAAUAGAUAUACCAUAUAUGUACAGUGAUAUAUAUGUAUGGAAAGGGAUAUGCAUGCAUGCAUGUAUUUGUAUUUAUAUUUGUAUUUUUAUAUAUAUGGAUAAAUGUUUAUACACACAUAUAAAGAUAUAUGUCCCUUUAACUCAGCACUUCAACUCAAUAACUCAUACCAGCAUGUAUGUAUACAUAUAUAUGUAUAUAUAUAGACACACACUCAUAUGUAAUAUUGAAGAUAUACAGACAUACACAUAUACACAUGCACAUAGAAGUUUGGAAAGAUUUGACACAAAGACACACAUAUGCACACACUUUGUGUGCAUGGGUGUGUGAGAGAGAGAUGUAUUCCUUUUUUUGGAGAGAGAUGUAUUAUUAACCCUUGAAGUUUGUCUCCUAUAAAUUUCUGUAGAUUGUUCAUGUAAGGAUGCCAAAAAUAUUCCUUAUAGCGCCAUAUAUAGUAGCAAAAAAAAAAAAGCAAGAAAGGAAAAAGGAGAUAAAUUAUGUGUUUGUCAAUAAAUUUCUUUUUUAAACUGGGUUUCAUCCAUAAAAUAUAAAAUUAUACAGCCAUAAAAAAAUGAACUGCAUCUAUCUGUACUGAUAAUGGAAGUUGUCAAAGAUCUAUUACUAAUAAAAAAAAAAACACA
Molecule: messenger RNA, 5367 nt
Organism: Mustela lutreola (European mink)
Lineage: Eukaryota; Metazoa; Chordata; Mammalia; Carnivora; Mustelidae
Exons: 4
Coding region: 1-1425 (474 amino acids)
Source: RefSeq, a predicted model, not a curated record